Lampris incognitus (smalleye Pacific opah) is the source of this 1593-nucleotide messenger RNA. Its product is annotated as regulator of G-protein signaling 5. The record is from RefSeq and is a predicted model, not a curated record. Lineage: Eukaryota; Metazoa; Chordata; Actinopteri; Lampriformes; Lampridae. The transcript is spliced from 6 exons. The coding region runs from base 396 to 890 and encodes 164 amino acids.
GCCGCGUUUUCUGUUUUUGAAAUGCGUAACUUUGAGCCUGUACAUUUUUAAAAAAAAAUUUAAGACUGGAUGUGGGAAGGCGUGAAAUAAGAAUCUGUUUAUUGAAAAGUUCGACAUCAACAGUUAGCUUUUGCAUUUGAACGGAUCCAACAGCUCGGUAUUGGUAUACUGCUUUUUGAGCACGUACUCAACUUGAGUCUGCGGUCGCCCCCACCUGCUGCUUGUCUGGUAGAUUGACAGAUCGGGUAGAUAACCAGGUCUAUAAGACCAACGAAAUGUGGUUUGGGAGAGCGACUAAACGGAACAACAGGGGAGAAAUACUGGGACUGAACAUGGUUCACUUUCAUCAUUUUCAUUUGGUUCUCUCUCUCUGCUGUGUGUAACAACGCGCCUCAAUGUGUAAGGGCCUGUCCUCCCUGCCCUCCUCCUGCCUGGAGAGGGCGAAGGGGAUGCGGGUGAAGCUGACCCACCUGGCUGAGAGGCAAGACUGGACCCAUCACAAGCACAAAGCUCAGGAUAAUCAAAUUAUCCACGAUCUGGACUCUCUGCUCAGCAGCAAGACCGGUCUGCAGGCGUUUCGCUGGUUCCUGUGUUCAGAGUUCAGCAACGAGAAUCUGGAGUUCUGGUUGGCCUGUGAGGACUACAGGGUUUCCCCCUCACACCUGCUGAGGGCCAAGGCCAGCAGCAUCUACAGCAAGUUUGUCAGUCCUAACUCCUCACAUGAGGUCAACUUGGAUGCUGAGACUCGCGAAGCUCUGCUGGGUGUGAUAGACUCUCCAUCAGUGGAUACAUUCAAAGAUGCACAGCAGAGAAUCUACAGUCUAAUGGCCAGUGACUCCUUUCCUCGAUUCCUACGCUCCCCUCAUUUUAUGGAAGUGAUCAAGGCAUAAAUAAACUGGCUGUGGUUACCAUAGAUUAGUUUACUUACAUAGGCGUACAUUAGAAAAUAUUUUAAGUUUCAACUAAGUGCUUGAUACUUUAAUCAUAUUUAAUCUUUAAUGUUUUGAAAUGUUCACGCCUCAGAAUUGUGCAUGAUACACAGGACAUGGAGGUUUGAUGUGCUGAGGUAUAGUGGUCUAAAAAUUAUCAUUUAAGCUUAUAUGCUCAGAGCUAUGAAGCUGAGUUAUACUCGUCACAAAACAUACUUGCACAACUUACACAGUACCUCUUAACUGCAAAAGCAACUAGUACAGCAAGGGAAUCAAAGUCUAAUAAAAGAACUUUUCCUGCAUUUUACAAAUCGGUGUGAAUACUUUAUUUAAAAAGAGGCAUGCUAAAGUUGCAUUGGCUUGGCUGGAGAGAAAGGGUAUAUAAACCUUGAAACCAAAGUUAAAAAUGAUCUAAAGCUUAAUCGGCAUGUAUCAGUGGCUUGUGUUAUUUCAAGAUUGUCGUUGCCAGUCACAGUGGGGCAGGAAUGGCCUUGAGAAAUCUUACACCAACAGCAAAGGAUCAUGGGAGUAUGAACACGAUAAAAAGGAGGGGAAUCAUAUAAAUACAGGCAGGGGACAGCAUGUGCACAUAAAGAACAUGGCUGUGGCACCUCUCAGAUACACAUGAAAAACCCAAGAGUACCAAAACUUUGACUAAUUAAAU